Molecule: messenger RNA, 891 nt
Organism: Diaporthe amygdali
Lineage: Eukaryota; Fungi; Ascomycota; Sordariomycetes; Diaporthales; Diaporthaceae
Product: catalase
Exons: 1
Coding region: 1-891 (296 amino acids)
Molecular function (GO): RNA binding
Source: RefSeq, a predicted model, not a curated record
AUGGAGAACGAGAACGACUGGCAGGAUGCAGCUUUCAACACGCGUCACUUGCACAACCGAAACGACCGAGGUGGCCGUGGACAAAAGCGCCAUGAAUUCCAGGUCAGCAACAUGUUUGGCACCCAUCUGAUCAAGUGUCCCGCCAUCGACCGGCUGCAGGCAGAUGGCGCAAAUGCCGCGGCGAGCGCGGGGAACUCCAACAAGGCUAAGAGGCGGAGGAGCAGCGCAAGCGGCGAGGUCGUACUCGAGAUCUACCGGCUGACAGACGACGAGGACGGGCUCCUCGGCUCGCUCAAGUCUGCCGGGGUCAUGGACGCCACUGUUGUUUUCGCGGGCAGCAGAAAGCUGCUGUGGAGGAUUUGGAGCCAGCUCGGGGGCACUGGAGCAGCCGACUCGGGGGAAGCUGAGUCCAAGGGGAAGAAGACAGCCGAGCGAAUGGCAGGUAUCCCCAAUGGCAAGAAGGCAUCCGGACGCAGCGGCAAAGGCGGCAGAAAGGCUUUUGUAGGAGACGAGGGUCAGGAGGACGAGGAUGAUGGAGAAGGUGAUGAUGACGAUGACGACGACGACGAUGAUCUGCAGUCCUUGUCUAGCUCUAUCGACUCGGAAGAGCGUCAGCGCCGUCGCACCUCGACCUUUGAGAAGAACUCAUUCCGUCACCCCAAGUUUUGGUUUCGCUGGCAGGGGCAGAUAUCCGAUGAGGCCUCGGUGCCAGAUGACGCGGUCGACAACAACGGCAAUGUCCAUGGCUCUGGGUACAUCGUCUUCUCCGGGAACGACUGCAAGCGUUUUCAAGGCACAAUGACCUCGGAGCAGCUGGCCUGGAACAAUGUCAAGAUGAGCGGGUGGAAGGCAAAGCCCCAGCCGGAGCGAGACUUUGAGGUUGAAUGGUGA